UGCUGUGCAGUGAACAAUUGCAAUCUUCUGUUUUUCAUAGAUAGGAAGACCUAUCACAUACAAUGCUCCAGUUUAAAAGUACAUACAAGGAAGAGGGGAAAGAGGAUCUUCCUUUGCAGACCUUAUUUAUGGAAAGCCUUGUUGAUGGUAUUUCAGAAUUGGGAGGACAAAAAGAAAAAAAUCUGUGCUUCCAUGGAAACUGAACAGUUAAUAAUUACUUGUUACUUUUCCUACCCUUUAGAUGCAUUUAAGGCAUCCAGACCCUGACGAACAGCAGCAUUAGGCACUGAUUAACAUACGGUAAACUUGAGGGUGAAUGUAAAAAAACCAAACAAAAUUUUAAAAAAAAACAACCCUCAGGAGUGGAAGGUGUACCUUAAAAAGAAAACAAAAGAGCAGAGAUCAGGCAACGGGUUUCAUUCCUGCUUUUGCUUUCAUUGCUGUGCCUAAAUGCACGUUCAAGAUCCCAGGUCAGGGAAAAGCUGUACCCCUUUGGAGAGACGUAAGGGGACCCCUUUGGAGCCAAGUAACUGCGUCUCUUCUGCACUGGGAGUCCUUUGCACCCCAGUCCUCAUUGGCAGGGUUUGUAACCAGCAAGAGACUAAUGGAUGGCUUCCCUGCCUCGUAAAAGGAACAAACACGUAGUGCUUAUCUUCCCAAUCCACGCUUCACGUAGUGAGCAGCAUGCAGAUGGAUGACUGGGUAUCUAAUACCUGUGCUCAGAAGCCAUGAAUUCCAGAAAAUGGCUCUCAGAAACACGGAGAACAUUUCCUGCUACAAAGGUACACUGCCAGCAGCCAUCGCGGAUUCUCAUUGUGGAUGUCACAUCACCUUCCUGGACCAACACUUGUUCUGUACUCUCUGAAGCUCUGGAGAACACACUCUGUUUGGCAUGCAGUUUGACAGGUCCCUGCCGUGUUCCCCUGCUGAGCCUCUACGUGGUGCAGAACCAGCAGGAGUGUCUGCUUCCCUUUACGCAAGUGAGAGAAAACUUUGCCCGAAUUCAAGCCUGCAUUUCAGAGCUCCGUUCGCUACCAGGAGAAGGCUGUUUCCCACAGGGGGGAAAUGGAGUGGUACAAGCUGUGCAGGAUGGAUUGCAACAGUUCAAACAAUACAGCAGACACACAGCAGCAGGAGGCUCAACAAAUAGUUCUGUUGAGGUCACAAUUUUGACUAGCCAGUCCAACAAAGAAAUGGUAAAUCACUUGGAAAAGAAGUUAAAAGAUGUAGACCUUGUGAGUCUGCGAAGAAUACAAGUCAUUGAGGUUUUAAAGAGAGACUUUCUGGAGCCUGAAGACGUGGAAGAGUGCAUGCCAGCAGAAGAGCCCAGCAGCAGUGACAUUGCAAUCCUGGGAAUGGACAUUGAUGUACAAACCGUAGAGGACAAUGUCAUCAGCUUGGAGAUGCUGUUUAAAACAUGGCUAAAUGACUAUGGCACAGAGAGAGAGCACCUCCACCUCCUCCUUCCAUCAGGAGGCUUCAGCCAUGCUGCUGCACCCAAGACCACCCUAAUGUGCCUGAAGUGCGAUUUGCAGGAGAGAUUGCUCGACCCAGCUCUACUUUCUGGGACGGUUGAUGGCACCAUGAGAGCAGCAGAUUUGAAUUCACCCUGCCAGAUGGCAGCCUGGCCAGCUACAGUGCUGUAUAAACUCCAGGUUGUAAAGGCUCUGAAGUAUGAAGGGGUCUGUGAGUCUGUACUAUACGGCCUGCCCUUCAUCAUCAAGCCCACAAGCUGCUGGCAGCUAGACUGGGAUGAACUGGAGAUAAACCAGCAUAGCUUCCAUGCUCUAUGUCAUAGUCUUCUGAAAAGGAAGUGGAUGCUUUUGGCCAAACGUGAGCCACAAAACAACUGGAACAUCGUGGUGCAUUCCUACUACAUCAUUGUCCCUUCUGACUCUGCCACUCUACUUGUCAAAGCAGUUGCCAUCAGAGAGCUCUUGCUGCCGUCAACCUUCCCACCCCUCCUUGCUGAACAUCCUGAGAGAGUGCAUGGCCCUAUAGAGAGCGCCCUGAACAGCUUGGAAGUGGAAGUUGCUUAUAACCCCUUGCACCUGAAAAGCAACCUCUACAAAUACCUGAAGAGUAUGUUGUACAAACCUCUGCACAGGCAGCAGGCCCAGCCCAGGGACCAGCGACCAGAGCGGCAUCAACCCAAGCAGCAUCAAAGCAGAGCCAAAGCCACAGUGGCGCCCCUUCCGAUGGCUCCUUCUCCUGUCCAAGUGUUCAGACCAGCAGUGGUGAGGAGAGAUCCCUGUGAGCACUCCCUGCUCCCCAAAGAGUACAAUGAGUUUCUGCAGUGAAGCCCAGGGCACUGUUUGAGCUGCUCACGUGCAGUCACAGCUUGGCUUCUUGCUCAGCUGCCAAGCCUUACGCACAGGGCCGGAAGCGGUCAGGCAAGACACUAAGCUUGGCCUUGGUCAGACAGGCACUUCCCAUUGUUUGUUCCUCCUUGUUUUAUGGUUUUGUUAGUCACCAAGUCAGUCUGCAGGAAGCCUGCUACUCUGGGGCCCUCUGUCCAGAGAUUCAGCUAUUCCCCGUAACACCCCGUAUUUUCCAUUCUUGUCAGCACACACCACCAGCAUGCCUCAAAUUUUGGUUUCUGAGACUAGGCUAGUACAGGCCACAAACCACAGAUUACUGUCAGCGAGCGCAGAAAAGCUGCAAGCAGGGUGGUGAGGAAGUCAGGCGGAUAGAUAAAGUAGGCUGUAACGUCAAGCUGCCGUCAUCCUGCCAGGAGCAUGUUCAGCAGGGGGUCUGAAUAUGCAUAAAACAGGGCUUUUGAAUUGAAUCUUAAAGCCCAGAACGCUGCCCUCCUGAGAGCAACACUACCCAUGAUGACGCCGAUUUGCUUGCUUCCAUAAUUGGUCUCGGUCUCACUGUCCAACUCCCCAGCUCAUGAAGGGCUUUGUAGCAAGUGCCAAGCCAGCUGUAAUGCCCUGGCUGGCUCCUACACAGUGACAGCUCACUGCAGCUGGAGCUGCAGCACAGCACCAUUCCCCCAGCCAGCUGCUGCUUGGACACUCUCCUCCUCAUGGCCUGUAUGUGCCUAUGGGGCUGUUCUGGAAGCCAACAUGGCAGGUACUUUUUGGCAGGGUUCAGAAAAUGGGGUUGGCGUUGACCUGGAGCUUUCCAGAGAGCUUCUGCCCAGUCCUUGCACAGAUGCUAGCCUGUUUUUCAGGGCAAACAUAGGACAGCUGCCCCUGGCAGGGCAGGAGCUGAGGGCAGCUGGACUAAGACAAGGUGGGGUGGUCCCACUGGGCUUCCUGGAUGCUGAGCACCACCAGGGCAUUGUGUUCUACUUUGUUCUGACAAGCUGUUUCAAAAUAAAGUUAUCCACCACAAUGCUCACUUACUGCCUGGAGUUUAUAGUGUGUAUUGCACGCAGCAAUCCCAGCACUGACCCAUACUUCCUGAGAAACAGCUGCAGUUGACCAAGGGCACAAUGCAAACACCGUGCUCCUGGGGUGACUGCUACAGCAAGAGAGCAGAGCCAUCAUUGCCAUCUCUUUUCCCUGGGAUCCCAGCUCAGUUACAGGCCCCGCUAGCCACGCAGAGCACAGACCUGCUCUUCCCAUGCCCUGGGAUCACUCCAUGCCUGGCAGGAGGCU
Messenger RNA from Chroicocephalus ridibundus (black-headed gull), 3608 nucleotides. It is a transcript of the gene M1AP, whose product is annotated as meiosis 1 associated protein. The record is from RefSeq and is a predicted model, not a curated record. Bases 729 to 2300 code for a protein of 523 amino acids. Gene Ontology annotation, biological process: male meiosis chromosome separation; spermatogenesis; meiosis I. The transcript has 10 exons. NCBI's taxonomy places the organism in Eukaryota, Metazoa, Chordata, Aves, Charadriiformes, Laridae.